AAAACGCUCAUGUAGAUGGGAACGUCUACUGGUUCUGACGUGGAAACUGAUUACUGAAGUACAAAUUCUCCCUUUGAGACAACACUGAUAAUUCUUGCAGUCACGCUGUAGAGCCUCUUGUUGAUCUUUUUUGUUGUUCUGGUUUAAAUCGGGUGUUUCGCUGCUGAAUCUUCCGGUAAUACUCUCGUGAUUGUGACCGCUCUACAGACCUGAGCUGAUCCGGUGGUAUCAUGAAGCUCUACAGCCUCAGCGUCCACUAUAAAGGGUCGACCAAAGCCAAUCUCCUGAAAGCGGCCUAUGACCUGUCAUCCUUCAGCUUCUUCCAGCGCUCCAGUGUUCAAGAGUUCAUGACCUUCACCAGUGCACUGAUUGUUGAACGAACAUCUCAAGGAACCCGUGCCUCCGUCAAAGAACAAGAGUACCUGUGCCAUGUGUACGUGAGAAACGACAACUUGGGUGGUGUGGUGAUCGCAGACACUGAAUAUCCACAGAGGGUCUGCUUCACGCUGCUUGAAAAGGUAUUAGAUGAGUUCUCCAGGCAAGUGGACAGUGUAGACUGGCCAUCCGGGAGUCCUGACACCGUCCACUACAAAGCUCUGGACAUUCACCUUUCUAAGUACCAGAAUCCCAGAGAAGCUGAUGCAAUGACCAAAGUGCAGGCAGAGCUGGAUGAGACCAAGAUCAUUUUGCACAACACCAUGGAGAGUCUGUUGGAAAGAGGAGAGAAACUGGAUGACCUGGUUGCGAAGUCAGAGCACCUGGGAAAUCAGUCCAAAGCCUUCUACAAGACCGCACGCAAACAGAACUCGUGCUGUGAAAUCAUGUGAUGCUGCUGCCUCGUCCUCGUGGGGACAACUCUCUGCCUUUCUGCUUUUCCUACAACCCCCAUCAUGCACCGGCUCUCCACCGGGACGGAGCGCCGGGAUGAGAGCAGAACGGGGUGGCCAGUUUCAGCGGGGUGACUGAUGGGGGCUGCAGGAGUGAUGGGGUUUGGUCGGGGGAAGGAGUGAACAUCUGUGUGCUGUUUCUUACCAACUGAGGACAUUAUAGCGUGACGUUAUGUGCUGGUGAUGUCAUCGACACCUUUUAAACCCCUUUGAUGUUAUUCAGAUCGAAUCAAAAGCUAAUCGCUUGAUCUCUUAAAACACUGAGCGAGUAUUAACCACACUUGUGCUUUCUGCUUCAUGAUAACUGACAAUCUGGUGACGUCGCCGUUGAACUUUUGGAAACUGGUUUUCUCCUUACCCCGUUUGCCCACUAGGGGGCUCUGUUUAUUUACAUCACCGCUCUAAUGAAGCCUCGGUGUUUAACGCGGUCUUCUAAACAACUUGGAUGUUUGACAUCAGACUUUUACAUAUUUUAAUUAACAUUGAGCUGCUCUGCAUUUACUUACACAACUGCUUUGUUUUCUUUUUCGGUCUAUUUAACGAUGUUAGAUGAAGUCUUCAACAUUCCUGUUUGGAUGAGUCUGUGAUAAGCUGAUAAUGUGGACAAUUAGCUGUAAAAUGUUUGGAAACUCCCAGUUUUGUUUGUCCUCGUUUGCAAAGAGUUCCUGAAACUUCUGAUAAGAACUCACUUAAAGCUGCUGUCCUGGAUUUUGUUCUUGUACCUCUAAAUCCAAGAAGCACUUCACCCUUAAAAACGGAGGUCAUUCUGGGAGGUCUAGGUGCUCGUUUCAUUUUCUGCACUCUAGUCAUCUUGAAUGGGUAUGAUAAUUAAAAAUGGGACAGGAAGUACUCAGUAAUAGCACAUCUGGCUUUUACAGUCGCCCUACAGCUGCCAUUCUUCAUUUUCUUUACACGACUGGAGAAAACGUCAUUUCAAGAGUCCGUGCCUUUGGUUGUGUGUUUUCGAUGUUUCUCUGACGUGUGUGUGUGUGUGUGUGUGUGUGUGUGUGUGUAUAUAUCGCUGAUACUCUUCCAACCUCCAGCUGCACGCUGUGUUAAUGCUGAGAAGAUUGUGCAGUCUCUGCUUUCUGUUGUGUAAACUUUGGUGCAACGUCUGCAGACUGUUUCUUUAACAUGAAGAGGAAUAUAUAUAUAUAUAUAUAUAUAUAUAUAUAUAUAUAUAUAUAUAUAUAUAUAUAUAAAUUUUCAUAAGUUACAAACCUUGCAUGCUUUUUCUUUUGACCAACUCCAAGCUUGUCCAGGGUUGAUUUUCACUUUUUUGUCUUUUGAAAACUUCCAACUGUAUUAUCAGAUCUCGACUGUUGCUUGUUGCAGCUCCAUGUGCAGCACAUAUUUUUUGAAAAUAAAACCUGUAACUUACUUUCUGUAAAAACACUACUCUUGCUUAGAUAAAAAGCAUAAAUGUC
Nothobranchius furzeri (turquoise killifish) is the source of this 2314-nucleotide messenger RNA. It is a transcript of the gene ykt6, whose product is annotated as YKT6 v-SNARE homolog (S. cerevisiae). Gene Ontology annotation, molecular function: SNAP receptor activity. Lineage: Eukaryota; Metazoa; Chordata; Actinopteri; Cyprinodontiformes; Nothobranchiidae. Gene Ontology annotation, cellular component: Golgi apparatus. Gene Ontology annotation, biological process: endoplasmic reticulum to Golgi vesicle-mediated transport. The record is from RefSeq and is a predicted model, not a curated record.